AGAAAGGGGUGUGUACAUGAAAUGAGAAGAGAGCCGUCUACACUUUGAUAGCGCCAACCCAAGUAAACCAACAAACAACUCGGCGGAGACCAACCAUGGCAGAGAAACCCGCCCAGAAUCCCGGGACAACCAGCACUUCUACCUCCACCUCCGCCUCCAAUGGUGGGAAAACCAUUGACGAAUGCCAAGAUAUGAUUCGCAGAAGUCUACGGACUCCGAUGGUGAAGUUUCUAUUGGAGCAUUUGGAGAAAUCUGGAUGCGCCAUUGGAGAAAGGUUUAUUAAGGCCGUUCAUUGUAACAAACAGAUUGCUGGUGGCUACGUUCGCGGCGAAGGGAUUCAGGUUUGUAGUAAUCACAUGAACAUACAAGACGAGGUGAACCAAGUUGUGAUACAUGAACUGAUUCAUGCUUACGAUGAUUGUCGUGGGGCAAACUUGGACUGGGCUAAUUGUGCUCAUCAUGCUUGUAGUGAGAUACGCGCCGGCCAUCUCAGCGGCGAUUGUCACUACAAACGGGAACUUCUGCGGGGUUUUGUAAAGAUACGAGGUCAUGAACAAGAGUGUGUAAGACGAAGGGUUAUGAAGUCAGUAAUUGCAAAUCCUUACUGCUCAGAAGCAGCUGCAAAGGAUGCCAUGGAGGCAGUCUGGGAUAUUUGUUAUAAUGACACAAAACCCUUUGACAGAGCUCCAUAAGCAUAAAAGAUAAACCAAAUCAGUGGCAGCUAGACAUUUUAGAUUCUUCCCUUGAUAAAUUGGAAGUUAGAAAGUGUAAAACUUUUGCUUCAUAUCUUCAGAAUCCUUCCAACAAGAAAUUUUGCCAUUCUUUCAACCAUAAUACUAAUUGUAUGCUGGUCAUUAAUAUUCUUUCUCCAAGGUUAUUGUUAGAGAAUUUAAGAUUUCUCUCUUGUUGAUCAUAAUAAGAAUUAUUUUCUUUUGUUGGUUUUAUGCCCCGAACUCCUUGCAGCUAAAUGAAUUUCUGGCUUGCCAGCAAUGCUGUUAUUAUCUAA
Molecule: messenger RNA, 1006 nt
Organism: Cannabis sativa
Lineage: Eukaryota; Viridiplantae; Streptophyta; Magnoliopsida; Rosales; Cannabaceae
Product: mitochondrial inner membrane protease ATP23
Exons: 5
Coding region: 96-692 (198 amino acids)
Biological process (GO): mitochondrial protein processing; mitochondrial proton-transporting ATP synthase complex assembly
Cellular component (GO): extrinsic component of mitochondrial inner membrane
Molecular function (GO): metalloendopeptidase activity
Source: RefSeq, a predicted model, not a curated record